CGGAGUCUGCUGAGCGCAGCCCGCCGUAAGGGGAGGAAGUUGGCCUCGGAGCGGUCUGCGCUGUGAGGGCAAGGCCGCGGGCGGCAGCGGCGGCCGCUUGGACUAACAGAGGGGUGGCGCGAUGGGAGACGAGAUGGAUGCCAUGAUCCCCGAGCGGGAGAUGAAGGAUUUUCAGUUUAGAGCCCUGAAGAAGGUGAGAAUCUUUGACUCCCCUGAGGAGUUGCCCAAGGAGCGCUCGAGUCUGCUGGCCGUGUCCAACAAGUAUGGCCUGGCCUUUGCUGGUGGAGCCAGUGGGCUGCAGAUUUUUCCUACCAAAAAUCUCCUUAUUCAAAAUAAACCUGGUGAAGAUCCCAAUAAGAUAGUCGAUAAAGUUCAAAGCUUACUGGUGCCAAUGAAAUUCCCGAUACAUCACUUGGCCCUGAGCUGUGAUAACCUCACCCUGGCCGUGUGCAUGAUGUCCGGUGAAUAUGGCUCCAUUCUCGCGUUCUUUGACGUUCGCACAUUUUCGAAUGAGGCUAAACAGCAAAAACGCCCAUUUGCCUAUCAUAAGCUUCAGAAAGAUGCAGGAGGCAUGGUGAUCGAUGUGAAGUGGAACCCCACCGUCGCCUCCAUGAUGGCGGUUUGUCUGGCCGAUGGCAGCAUCGCGGUCCUGCAAAUCACGGACGCCGUGAAAGUGUGUGCGACCCUCCCUUCCACGGUGGCGGUAACGUCUGUGUGCUGGAGCCCCAAAGGGAAGCAGCUGGCUGUGGGGAAACAAGAUGGAACUGUGGUCCAGUAUCUUCCCACUUUGCAGGAAAAAAAAGUCAUUCCUUGUCCUCCAUUUUAUGAGUCGGAUCAUCCUGUCAGAGUUCUGGAUGUGCUGUGGAUCGGUACUUACGUGUUCACAAUCGUAUAUGCUGCUGCGGACGGGACCCUGGAGACUUCUCCAGAUGUGGUCAUGGCUCUCCUCCCGAAAAAAGAAGAAAAGCACCCGGAGGUAUUCGUGAACUUCAUGGAGCCGUGCUACGGCAGCUGCACGGAGCGCCAGCACCACUACUACCUCAGCUACAUCGAGGAGUGGGAUUUAGUGCUGGCAGCGUCUGCGGCGUCAACAGAAGUCAGCAUCCUUGCUCGACAGACAGAUCAGGUGAAUUGGGAGUCUUGGCUCCUGGAGGAUUCUAGUCGAGCCGAGCUGCCUGUGACGGACAAGAGCGAUGACUCGCUGCCCGUGGGAGUUGCCGUCGACUAUACUAACCAAGUGGAAAUCACCAUCAGUGACGAGAAGACUCUCCCUCCUGCUCCAGUACUUCUGCUGCUUUCAACAGAUGGAGUGCUUUGUCCGUUUUACAUGAUCAACCAGAAUCCUGGGGUGAAGUCUCUCAUCAAGACCCCAGAGCGGCUCUCAUUAGAAGGAGAGCGACAGCCUAAGUCGUCAGGGAGCACCCCCACCACCCCGACCUCCUCUCCAGCCCCGCAGAAGCUCGACGCUCCAGCCCCGGCCGCACCGGCCUCCGGGCCGCCGUCCUCGCCGGCCGCUCCCCCCUCCACCUUCUCUUUACCUUCCGCUGUGUUCCCCUUCGGGUCCGCGUCGCUGAAGCCGCCUGGUCCUGCCGCAGGGGAGCCCCCUCCGCACUCCAGCGCCUCUGGCGCGUCUCUCUUCCCUUUCGGGCACCCUUCUCAAGCCUCCCUGGCGUCCAGCCUUCUGGCCUCUCCCAUGGUGCCGCCCGCUGCCUCGUUCUCCUUCGGACCAUCGGGUUUUAAGCCCACCCUGGAAAGCACCCCGAUGCCAAGUGUGUCUGCUCCAAACGUAGGAAUGAAGCCCUCCUUCCCCACCGCGGCCUCUGCGGUCAAGGCCAACCUCGGUGAGAAGUUCACUGCCGUGGCUCCCUCCACCCCUGCCGUCAGCUCCCAGGCCGCACCCACGCCGCCGCCGUUCCCCUCCACCUCCAAGCCGGCUGCUUCUGGACCGCUCAGCCACCCCACGCCCCUCUCGGCGUCCGGCUCCGCGUCGUCAAAGCCCUCGGUCUCCUCCUCAGCAUCAGGGCGGUCCGCUCAGGGCAGCCCGGGCCCAGCGGCCUCGAUGGUCCAGAAGUCCCCCAGGGUAGCCCCCCCGGUGGCAAAGGCGGGCGCUCCCCAGGCGAAAUCACUUCAGCCUCCAGGUACGGAAAAGCAGGGCCAUGCGUGGAAAGAGUCGGAUCCCGUGAUGGCUGGAAUCGGGGAGGAGAUCGCACACUUUCAGAAGGAGCUGGCAGAGCUGAAAGCCCGGACCGCCAAAGCCUGUUUCCAAGUGGGCACUCCGGAGGAGAUGAAGCUGUUGCGGACGGGGUCCGACGACCUGCACACCUUCCUCCUGGAGAUCAAAGAGGCCACGGAGUCUCUUCACGGAGAUAUAAGUACCCUGAAAACAACCUUACUCGAGGGCUUUGCUGGCGUUGAAGAAGCCAGAGAACAGAACGAGAGAAACUGUGACUCUGGGUACGUGCACCUGCUCUACAAGCGGCCCCUGGAUCCCAAGAGCGAAGCGAAGCUCCAGGAGAUCCGGCGCCUCCAUCAGUAUGUGAAGUUUGCCGUCCAGGAUGUGAACGACGUGCUGGACCUGGAAUGGGAUCGGCACCUGGAACAAAAGAAAAAACAAAAGCGCUUGCUGGUGCCAGAGCGAGAGACGCUGUUCAACACCCUGGCCAACAACCGGGAGAUCAUCAACCAGCAGAGGAAGAGGCUGAACCACCUCUCUCCUCUCAGUUUUGACAGUGACCUCGAAAGUCUCCGCAGUGCCUUGCUGAAAACCACCAUAGAAUCCCACACCAAGCCCUUGCCCCGAGUGCCGGCUAAACUGUCCCCCGUGAAGCAAGCACAGUUGAGAAACUUCUUGGCCAAGAGGAAGACCCCCCCAGUGAGAUCCACUGCUCCAGCCAGCCUGUCUCGGUCCGCCUUCCUGUCUCAGAGGUACUAUGAAGACUUGGACGAAGCCAGCUCCACCUCGUCCGUGUCCCAGUCUUUGGAGGGCGAAGACCCGCGGGCGCCCUCUAAGGACGAGGACGCGGCGGGGCAGGUGCCCCGGCACGCGCCGGUGGUUCGCACGCCUUCCGUCCAGCCCGGCGUCUUGCCUCAGGCAGCACCUUUUGCCAAAUCUCACCUGAUUCAUGGUUCGCCCGGCGCGAUGGGAACUUCAGUGUCUACAUCUGCUGGCAAGCUUAUUCCUCAAGGGGCUGAUAGCACAAUGCUGGCGACAAAAACCGUGAAACACGGUGCCCCCGGGCCUUCCCACACCGUCCCGGCCCCCCAGGCGGCCGCCGCGGCAGCACUGAGGCGGCAGAUGGCCAGUCAGGCCCCAGCUGUCAGUACUUUGACUGAGUCGACCCUGAAGAAUGUCCCUCAGGUGGUGAACGUGCAGGACCUGAAGAACAGUCCCGGAGCCCCGCCUGCCGCCUUGGGCUCUUCGGUGCCGUACCCUGCAGCCAAGACCCCUCACCCCGCGAUGGCUCCAGCGGCCGCCAACCCGGCCAAACAGGGAUCGCUACUCCACGCCCUCAAGCCGUCGGGGCCCACGCCAGUGUCCGGCCAGUUGUCAUCUGGUGAGAAAGCUUCAGGGCCAGGGGCGUCCAAGACAGAAACGGCUGGGACUUCUACGCCAUCCGCUGCUGGGCAGUUCAGCAAGCCUUUCUCAUUUUCUCCACCAGGGACUGGCUUUAAUUUUGGGAUAAUCGCACCAACCCCGUCUUCUAACGUCACUGCCGCACAAGGGGCAGCACCCCCACCUAAAGAGCCAAACCAGCUCGACACGUUGUUCCCGUUUGGUGGGGGAGGCAAAUCUUUUUAUGAGACGGCUCCCGAAAGCUCGCCGCCCUCGGGAAUGACCACGGCGACCACCGCCGGAGCCGCCGCUGCCGCCCCUCCAGCGGAGUCGGCGCCUUCGAGCAGCAGACCUGUGGCACCUUCUGGAAUCACUCUUUCCACCACCUCUAGCAAGCUGGAAACGCCGCCGUCCAAGUUGGGAGAGUGUUUGUUCCCAGGCUCUCUGGCUGGAGAGACUCUGGGGAGUUUCUCAGGACUUCGGGUCGGCCAAGCAGAUGGUUCUACCAAGCCAGCCACGAAGGCUCCGUCCGCAGGCCUGACCAGCGCACAGCCAACCAAGACUUCCACCGUCCCCUCGGGCUUCAGUUUUACCAGCCCUCCCGUGCUAGGGAAGCACGCGGAAACCCCCGUGACCUCCUCCGUGACCAGCACCACAGGGGCCCCACCGGCAGCUGCCACCAGCACGGGCUCUAGCAGUUCCUCGACUGGCAUUUUCAGCACUCUGCCCCUAGCCAGUGCGGGAUCCUCUGGGGUCGUCAGCUUCGGCGGGCUGUCCCUAAGUGGUAGCAAGACUGUUUUUUCCUUUGGAAACCAACCGACGAGCAGUUCGGCGCCCCCACCCGCCCCACCGCCCCCUACAACUGCCGCUUCCCUCCCUCCAUUGUUCCCCAUGGUGUCGUUUGGGAGCCUCCUGAGUUCAGCGUCUGCUCCCCCACUGCCCGUGUCCUCUGGUAAGAGCACAGAGGAGGCCCCGCCUUCAGCUCCGUCAGAGAAGCCAGACAACAGCGAGGCCUCGGCCUCCGCCACCUCGCUCCUGGGGCAGCCACAGUCAGCCCCGCUUCCCCAGGCUCCUUUGCAGACUUCUGACUCAGUUAAAAGAGAACCCGCUCUUGCCCAGCCCGCGGUCAGCAGCCCGGGCCCCGUAGCGUCCAGCGGUGGUCCCGCGGCACCUGCUUCGGAGGCCACUCCGACGGCCACCGCGGGCCCUGAUGUCAAGACGGAGCCAGCCUCCCCUGCUUCCGCACUCUCGGCGCCCGGGCCGACUGCUCCCGCUGUGGCCAUCCUCCCAGGCGCGGUCCCCGUGGCUGUUGAGACCCCAGGUCCCGCCACGACCUCCAGCUCCAUUUCCAGUGCAGCCCCGAGCCCAGCCGCAGAGACGGCGGUGUUUGGGACAGCCACGUGUGGUGCCUCUGUGUUCGCACAGCCGCCCACCACCAGCUCCAGCUCUGCUUUCAGUCAGCUGUCUGGUCCUGCAGCCACCGCCCCGUCCGCUGCCCCCAUGUUUGGGCAGGCGGCCACCAGCUCCGGGCCGGGCCUGUUCGGGCAGCAGGCGGGCAGCGCCACCAGCACAGCCGCCGCCGCCACGCCGCCCGCCAGCAGCUCUGGCUUCGGCAGUCCUGCCUUCGGUGCGGCGGCCCCCGGGGUGUUCGGACAGACGACGUUCGUGCAGGCGCCCGCCUUCGGGCAGCCGACGAGCAGCCCCGCCGGCGGCUUUUCUUUCAGCCAGCCCGGGUUCGGCUCGGUGCCCGCGUUCGGUCAGCCCGCGGCCUCCACGUCCGCGUCCACCAGCGCCAGCGUCUUCGGCGCCCCCGCCAGCACCAGCAGCUCCAGCUCCUUCUCGUUCGGACAAUCCUCUGCCAACGCGGGCGGGGUGCUGUUCGGCCAGAGCAACCCUCCCGCGUUUGGGCAGAGUCCCAGCUUCGGGCAGGGAGGCUCCGUGUUUGGUGGCACCUCGGCCGCCACCACGACCACGUCGUCUUCCGGGUUCAGCUUUUGUCAAGCUUCAGGUUUUGGGUCCAGCAAUACCGGUUCUUUGUUUGGCCAAGCAGCCAGUACGGGCGGGACAGUCUUCGGCCAGCAGCCCUCUUCCAGUGGGAGCGUGUUCGGGUCUGGAAACAGUGGAAGAGGCGGGGGUUUCUUCAGUGGCCUUGGAGGGAAACCCAGCCUGGACGCAGCCAACAAAAACCCAUUCAGCUCGGCCAGCGGGGGCUUUGGAUCCAGCGCCUCCCCAAAUACCUCUAAUCUGUUCGGCAACAGCGGGGCCAAGACAUUCGGUGGAUUUGCCAGCUCGUCCUUUGGAGACCAGAAGCCUGCCGGCACUUUCAGCUCUGGAGGGGGAAGCGUGGCAUCCCAAGGCUUCGGGUUCUCGACUCCAAAUAAAACAGGUGGCUUCGGUGCUGCUCCAGUGUUUGGCAGCCCUCCUACUUUUGGGGGAUCCCCUGGGUUUGGAGGGGUGCCAGCAUUCGGUUCAGCCCCAGCCUUUACAAGCCCUCUGGGCUCGACGGGAGGCAAAGUGUUCGGAGAGGGUACUGCGGCCGCCAGCGCAGGAGGAUUCGGGUUUGGGAGCAGCAGCAACACGACCUCCUUCGGCACGCUGGCAAGUCAGAACGCCCCGACCUUCGGGUCCCUGUCCCAGCAGACCUCGGGAUUCGGGACCCAGAGCAGGGGCUUCUCCAGCUUCGGAUCCGGCGGAGGAGCAUUCACCUUUGGAUCAUCUAACUCGUCUGUCCAGGGCUUCGGCAGCUGGAGAAGCUGAGGGGGUGUCCUCGUGCCUUCCUGGGACCAACUGCGCUCCCGGCGCCUCGUCCCCGAGCGGCACUGGCGAGGUCCUGGCGCAUGGACUUUCUCCCUGAAGCACCAGGAAGAAACAGCAGAUACCAAAACUCCAGACGCUUGAUGGCUUGUCUGUUUCAUUUUCUGUUUUCUGUUUCGGUUGUCGUGUGACCCCGCCUGGACCCCCGUUUAUUAAACUCUUUGGUCUGUUUUCGUGCAGAAUGUAUGUGGGCUUUGUCAGGUCACAGCCUCAGAGAGAGGUGUCCUCAGUGCUGUGGCUCCAGAACCCUCCCCGGCCUGCUGGCCGCAGUGCGUGUCUUUAAGGACGGCACCGGAAGUCCCCGGCGAACGAGUCGAUGCAGGAAGUGGGCAGGCGGGAGCUUCUCCCCGGUGCCCCCUGUCUCCUUGGCCUGGGCCCUCGCGUAGGCCACCUUUUUGAGGCCAUGACGCAGUAUCUCUUUUGUGGUCGGGUGGAGGGAAAGAAGCUCACGCAGGCGUCAGCUGAGUUUUAGAAGAGGCAGCAGCUCCUUCGGUGAAAGCCCAGGUCGCCGCGAGGCCAGUGCCGAUGACGGGGCCGCGUGGCCGCGCAGCGUGGCUCUGGGCGCUAUGUGUCCCUCGCCCAUUCCCUCUGCCCUGCAGAGGAGCGAUGGAGGAGACGGCCUCUAUCUGCAGUGACAGUGACGUUGGGCCCCCACUGGAGCCGCUGUGUGUUAGCAGCAGCGCAGAUAACCCUCGGGCAGGCCCUGCUCCCCGACACGGCCAGGCGUCGGCUGGGGUGGCGCGGGGCCCGGCUUCCGUCCCAGCAGGGUACGGGGCAUUGCCGUCGUCUUCGGGUCUGGGCACGUUCUACUUCUCAGGCCCGCCAUGUCCUAGGCGGCUGCUGACAGACCAGGACCCCCCCCCCCCCCCCCCCCCCCCCCCCCCCCCCCGCCAAUUCCAGAGCAGGCGUGAGGGUUCUGUCCUCGCAGGCCAGAGUGCGACCCUGCGUUGGCUCGGGUCUUGGCCGGGGAAGGCCAGGAAGGGUUGUUUAGAGUUGUACAUAUUGAAAAGUUCUGUUCUUUUAAUAAAAGUUCUCCAUGCGAAUUA
Molecule: messenger RNA, 7413 nt
Organism: Suricata suricatta (meerkat)
Lineage: Eukaryota; Metazoa; Chordata; Mammalia; Carnivora; Herpestidae
Gene: NUP214
Product: nucleoporin 214
Exons: 36
Coding region: 122-6310 (2062 amino acids)
Biological process (GO): RNA export from nucleus; protein import into nucleus
Cellular component (GO): nuclear pore
Molecular function (GO): protein binding; structural constituent of nuclear pore
Source: RefSeq, a predicted model, not a curated record